UUUUUAAAUUUAACAAUUUUAGUUGAAAAAAGACAACAAUGCCGCCAGUAAAUGUUGACAAUCUUAUGCGAGAACUGAGUAUUGACCAAUUGAUUCAGGUUCAAACUAAACUGAGAAAUGAAACAGAAAAUAAACGUGAAGAUCUUCGUCAAAUGGUUGGUCGACGUUAUAGAGAUGUUUUGGAUGCAUCUAAUGCUGUUAAAAGAUUAACUGAAAUAGCUUCAGAACUUUCAAUUUUAUUAAAUGAUACAAAACGUUCUUUUUCUGCUCAACAAAAUUCUGAUUCAACUUAUGAAUAUACAAAAAGGGCAGUAGUCAAUGCUGGUCGACGUCUUUUGUUGUUACAUACACUUUUACCUCUUAUUGCUUCAACUAGCGACCUUUUAACUCGUUCCUUUGCUCUCUGUAUAGCCGAAAACCUUCAAAGACAGCUCCAAACUGAACAACACCAUCUACUUGUCAAAAAAGACGAGAAUGUUCCUUUACUUUUGUCUCUUCUCUCUGAACGUUUAUUUCAAUCAAGAAUUGAACUUUUAAAUGAAAUUGGGGAGGAUAUUGGGUUUGAAGUAGAUUGGCGUUCUGUUACAACCCUUUUGGCUGCUCAAGCAUUGUUAAAACCUCGAAUGGAUGUUUCUGAAUUAUUAAAACUUUAUUUGGAAUCGAGAAUGAAAAUAGUUUCUCAAGUCCUUCACCAACCUGAUUCUACACUUCUCGGUCUAGUUCGUCAUAUAAAAGAUACAAUACAGUGUGUUGAACAAACAUUUGGAAGAGGUCAAGGUUUUCUUUCAGCAAUUCAAUUUGUUACAAAAAAUGGUUGGGCGCCAGAAGAGAUAAAGCAACUAGUAGAAGAUCAGCCACUCUCAACUAGUCGAAUUCUUGAGAAAGAAAUUGUUUUGGUAAAUGGGGGAUGUGUUGAAAAUAAAUUUAAAUUGCAAGAGAAAAGUGUUAUUCAACGAGCUUUUUCUGAAUGGAUUAAUGAAGUUUGUUCAAUUGCACGUGACAGAGUCAAAGCAAUGUGUAAUCACUUUGAACGAGUUGAACAGGCAGUAGAUUUUACUGUUGCAGUUGGGCACAUUUUCAAAACGGAUUGGUUAACAACAAAUUCAUUUAUUGAAGAGGACGGACACGAAAAUAAUUCAAAUACAUAUUCUCUUAUUUAUCGACAAUUAUUUGACACAACUUUGUUAGAGCGUUUUAAUCAACUAAUUAAUGAAGAAUUAAUUUUACUUGAAAAGAAAUUACAUUCAAAAUUGCCUUUAAUUAAUUGCAAACCACAAAUGCCGUUUCAAAGGAGUGGAAUAGCUGCUGUUAAAUUCGACCCUCAACUAGCUUCAGGAAUUUCAACAGAAUUACAAGAAUUAGUUUCAGAAUUUAGUGAACAAUUACUUUUAUUACAAAAAAAUGUUUAUAAAUAUACAAAUGUUGGGCAAGAAGAAAAUGUUGGGGAACUUUAUAAUGUUUUGGCAGAAAAAGUUCUUUUAAUGGUUGAAAGAUUAACAAAUUUUUCUGAAUGGGAAAUUAAUUUAAUUAAACCAAUAACAGAACAACAACCAACAAAUUUUGAAGAAAAUAAAAAUUCUUUAUUUUUAUUUAAUAAUAAUAACGAAAAUAUAAUAACAACGAGAGAAUUAAGAGAAAAAUGGCUAUCUAUUUUUCAUUUACUUUUGGCAUUAGUACAACAUGAACCUUCUAUUUUAUGUCAAUGUAUGAAUCAUAAUUUGGAAAGAAUUGUGAAUUGUAAUAAAUUGUUACACAAUGCUACUGAAGAGGCUCUUUGUCAAUUUAUGAAUUGUGUAAUUAAUGAACAUUUUCGUGCAAGUAAUUUAUAUUCACAAUUGUUAGAAAAUGUUUUGAGUUGGUAUGGGUGGAUGGAUAUUUUACAGGAACCAGAACAUGUUAAACUUUCUGAAACAGUUGAAAUUCUUGUGCCAACACAAAUUUCUUCUCAUUUUUAUAUUCUUUUGACGGAAAUUUGUUCAGAAUUAAAUCAAAAUUCUCUUGGACAUUUAUUUACUAAAAAUGUUACUUUACACGUUUCUAAACAAAUUGGCCAUUUAUUUACUCUUAUACUUCAACAAUGUUUAAAUAAUUGUGCUUCAAUACCAGCUAUUUGUGUUCAAUUAAUUUUUGAUUGUAAAGCAUUCUUUCAAAUGUUUCCAGAUAAACAAUUUUUGGAAAUUAGUAAACAAAUUGAAUCAAAAAUGGAUCCAAUAGAAAUGAAUAUAUUACAUGAACCUUUACUUAGAAAUGCUAAAUUAUUUGCACAACGAACUGCUAUGAUGUUUGGUCAAUUACAAUCAGAACCAAUAACUGCUUUUAACAAAGAAUCCCAACUUGAAGAAAGUUAUAGUUCUUUAGUUGACCUUAUACCACGCGUUCAGGAUGUUCAACGUUUGGCACAAAUUCCACGUCUUUCCAAAUUUCGAGAUUCAACAAAUCAAUGGAAAGGUGAAGAAAACGAAAAUAAAAAUUUAUCAAUUACUAAACAACAAAAAAGACAAUCAUCAAAAUCCCCCCAACGUUUUGAAGGAAUUAAAGGACAACAGCAAUCUUCUACUUCUUCAUUUUCUUCUCUUUAUGACAAAAUUUCUACAAGCUGGUUUAAAACUUGA
This is a messenger RNA of Meloidogyne enterolobii, 2612 nucleotides long. The record is from the annotation of a GenBank genome assembly. NCBI's taxonomy places the organism in Eukaryota, Metazoa, Nematoda, Chromadorea, Rhabditida, Meloidogynidae.